ACUUGCUAGAAAGACUUUAACAAACCUCUGUGUUCAAUGACGCAAGAGAGCACAGUGGCCGAUCGGAGCUGCAGUGAUGUGCAACAACUAAAACCAAGAGUGAACAGUUCCGAGUUUUGACAAAAUGCCACCUUCUUCAAACAGAUGAGGAAUAAGCGACCGAAAUGCCCGGGUUUGCACUUAUGCUGUCGGUUAUCAUUUUUUUUUUAACUUUGUGUUUUCCGCGCAUUAUCCAGAUUAUCUGUCCGUAGUCGAAAUUACGACUCCAGUAACUGAUUGAUCCACGCUUCUCAUUCAUAUUUCACGGUAUGACAUGUAGAUAAUCAUCCGAUACUUUGAUGGGGCUCCUGAGGAUCAUGAUGCCACCCAAGUUCCAGCUCCUGGCAGUUCUGGCGUUUGGAGUGGCGAUGCUUUUUAUUGAGAACCAGAUUAAAAAGCUGGACGAGUCUCGGGCAAAAUUGGAGCGCAACAUGGCCAGACAUGAGGAGCAGAGACAGACGCGGGACAGCCUACGGGACUCUCCAGCAUUGGCUGAUGGUGACGAUCUGGUUAUCAUCUAUAACCGGGUGCCCAAGACUGCAAGCACCUCCUUCACCAACAUCGCAUAUGACUUGUGUGGGAAGAACCGCUUUCAUGUUCUCCACAUUAACACAACCAAAAACAACCCAGUCAUGUCCCUACAGGACCAGAUGAGGUUUGUAAGGAAUGUGACAUCCUGGCGGGAAAUGAAACCAGGUUUCUACCAUGGCCAUGUUGCCUACCUGGACUUCUCAAAGUUUGGGCUUAAGGGGAAGCCAGUUUAUAUCAACAUUGUACGGGACCCCAUUGAGAGGUUGGUGUCAUACUACUACUUUCUGAGGUUUGGAGAUGAUUACCGGCCAGGUCUCAGACGGCGAAAGCAGGGGGACAAAAAGACAUUUGAUGAGUGUGUGUCUUCCGGAGGUUCUGAUUGCGCUCCUGAGAAGCUUUGGUUACAGAUCCCGUUCUUCUGUGGCCAUUACUCUGAGUGCUGGAAUGUUGGCAGCAGGUGGGCUCUGGAACAGGCCAAGUAUAAUUUGGUGAACGAGUAUCUGCUGGUGGGAGUGACAGAGGAGCUGGAGGACUUUAUAAUGAUGCUUGAGGCAGCGCUGCCACGUUUCUUCAGAGGAGCAACAGAACUCUACCGCACAGGUAAGAAAUCUCACUUGAGGAAAACAAGCGAGAAGAAACCGGCAACUAAAGAGUCCGUCUCAAAACUGCAGCAGUCCAACAUAUGGAAGAUGGAGAACGAGUUCUACGAGUUUGCACUGGAGCAGUUUCAGUUUGUGCGUGCUCACAGCGUCAGGGAAAAAGACGGAGAGCUCUUUCUGCUGGCACAGAACUUUUUUUACGAGAAGAUCUAUCCUAAAGUAAACUAGAGUAGACAUUGUGUAAUAGUGUGGCUCAAAGCGAAUUAUAAAGUUGUGUCCUUCGGCCUGUUUAAUUACUGUUCAGUCACAUGCAUUGUGAAGAGAAGAAGAGCAUGUCUAGAACAUGGUCACAAAUGCCUGUAAGUCCUUAAGGGACAGAGGUUUUUAGACCGUGUCCUCCUCCUGGCUUCCAGUGUGCUUUGAGAUACUCAACAGCUUCUCGCAGUGCAGACAAGUGAGACUGUGUCAAGCCACUUUGAGUCCAGAAAUGCUUAAUGCACUUCCAUACAACAGUGAAGACACUUGAAAAAUAAUGAAAGACAAAAACGGGUUGUUUCACGUAGUUUAUCAUGCCUUCAAAAAUAAAAUGUCAGAAACUGUUUGGUCAUCUGUCACUGUUGUGAAUGGUACAUUUGGAACAGGGUUAAAAGUGUACUGCUUUUUGUACCAGACAUUUGGUACAUUAGGAGCGCCUCCUUAUUUUACUACUAACUGUGUUUUUGUGAAUUUAUAACACUUUCUGCAUUGUGUAUAUUAAUUUUGAAUAGAAUUCCAUGAAGUGUUUACAGACUUUAGUAAAGGUAUUGUAGCCAGAGGAUACAAAGUAGUCAAACAGAUGUCAUAUCUGUACAAAUUGUAUUUACAUAUAUAUAUAUAUAUAUAUAUAUAUAUAUAUAUAUAUAUAUAUAUAUAUAUAUGUAAUUGGACCAAAUAGUUGCAAAAAAACAUUUUGGGGGGAUCUCACUGGUAUUUUCUUUAUUUCUAUUAUUUCUUUUCUAUUGAUCUUUUUUUCAUCAGUUACUAGGCAUAGGACUGUGAAGUAAACUGUAAACUCUGAAGAAGUUUGAUUAGGCCUCCUUUAUCAUGUUUAUACCUGUUUCUGCAAGUGUGAGUCAGAUUUACAAAUACUAAAACUAUGACAUGGUUCAAAAUGGGUUUCUUGAGCAGUAACUACUGAUAUAAUUUUGUACCUCAGUAUAAUCUCAAGUUAAUUGGUCUCUACAGACUACUGACCUCUCAGCGCUCAUAAAUAGUCCUCCUGUGUAUUGAUUAUACCUGGACUUUAUACAAUUUUUGCUGUAGUGUGUUUUACCAGAAGACCCUGCAAGGAAGUCAUCUCUAUAUCUGUCUUUGUCUCUGAAUGUCUUUUGGGUCACAGGGUUCAGUUGUGAAUGAAAAGAUCAAGGCUCCAAACCAACAUUAACGGUACACAAAAUAGUGCCUUCAUUAAAAAAAAAAAAAAAACUUUCAUCACACGCCCUGGUUUUAGCAAGUGUUCAUAUGUUAAAAACAAUGUCUGAAUUUUUUUUUAAAUGCUAAUUUUUCUUUUUUGUAUUCUGUAUUUAGGUUGUUUCCAAUUUGUCUUAAAUCAUUUCAAAUAAACAUUACUGUGUGUGAGAAAAUGUUUAUCAGAAUCCUCGACACUGAAGUUUUCAAACAGACACCUAUAAUCCUGUCAAAUGUAGGAUAGCUGGAUACAAUUGACAGAUAAAACUCAUGUUAAAUAGAAUUCAUUUUAAAGGAGAAUUUCACCCAAAAAUAUAGAUUUUUGUCACUAUUUACUCACUCGUUUAAUUCCAAACCCGUGACUUUUUUUUCUCUCCGGAAAUCAAAGGAUAUCUUUUUAAGAAUGUUGCAAUUGCUGAUGUCACUUAAACUUUUCACUUUGAUUCUUUCAUUUAAAACUUACCCAAAGUGUCAUAAGAG
Messenger RNA from Xyrauchen texanus (razorback sucker), 3095 nucleotides. Its product is annotated as heparan sulfate 2-O-sulfotransferase 1-like. Lineage: Eukaryota; Metazoa; Chordata; Actinopteri; Cypriniformes; Catostomidae. The coding region runs from base 339 to 1397 and encodes 352 amino acids. Gene Ontology annotation, molecular function: heparan sulfate 2-sulfotransferase activity. The record is from RefSeq and is a predicted model, not a curated record. Gene Ontology annotation, cellular component: membrane. The transcript is spliced from 7 exons.